Messenger RNA from Tinamus guttatus (white-throated tinamou), 871 nucleotides. The record is from RefSeq and is a predicted model, not a curated record. NCBI's taxonomy places the organism in Eukaryota, Metazoa, Chordata, Aves, Tinamiformes, Tinamidae.
AGUGUUACAGAACUAAAUCUUGCAGAUAAUCCAGCUUGGAGUGGUGAUAAAGAGAGCAUAAAAGGUGACAAGUACGAUGACCUACAGUGUGCACGUUUUAUAUGCCCCGUGGUGGGCUUGGAGAUGAACGGAAGGCAUAGGUUUUGCUUCUUACGAAACUGCGGCUGUGUGUUCUCUGAACGUGCGCUCAAAGAAAUUAAAACAGAAGUUUGCCACAGGUGCGGUGUUCCUUUUCAAGAGGAAGAUGUGAUUAUCCUUAAUGGUAAUAAAGAAGAUGUGGAAAUACUGAAGAAAAGAAUGGAGGAUAGAAGACUUAAAAGUAAACUAGAGAAGAAAAAUCAAAGAUGCAAGUCAGCAGAAUCAGCUUCUCAGCAAGGUACUUCUGAAGAUUCUGCAGGUCCUUCAAAGGUUAAGAACGGAAAAGAUUCCACCAGUGCCACUUCUAAAGAAAAGAGGCAGAUUAUAUUCACCAAGAGUACAGAUAAUGGAAGUUCAUCUGUGCCAGCAAAAGCCAAUAAAGGCUCUUCCAGUUCCACGAAGAGAUCCAUUGCAGACAGUGAGGAGAAAUCUGAGGCGUACAAAUCUAUUUUUACAACACACAGCUCAGCAAAACGCUCAAAGGAAGAGUGUUCCAAUUGGGUUACUCACACAGCAUACUAUUUCUGAAACAAUGAUGUGCCUGAUUGUAGCAUUCAUUACCACUUUCCUUCCCUAAGGCUUUUUUCUGUACAACUCUGAUACAGAACAUUUGUUGCAAUCUGAUGUUAUCUAGAAUUAUUCAGUCUGCAAGUUGUUUAUAAACCUGGGAAUAACUAAUGAACUUGUGUUAGUUGCAACUUCUAUUAAAUAUAAAAUAGAAGACCAAAAUCCA